Saccostrea echinata is the source of this 1827-nucleotide messenger RNA. RefSeq lists its product as uncharacterized. The coding region runs from base 1 to 1827 and encodes 608 amino acids. The record is from RefSeq and is a predicted model, not a curated record. The transcript has a single exon. Lineage: Eukaryota; Metazoa; Mollusca; Bivalvia; Ostreida; Ostreidae.
AUGGACAGAGAACACUAUAAAGAAAUGUCCCUAUCUCAACUCCAGGAUAAUCAGUUCUAUAAGAAACUAGAGCAAAAUCAGGAUCGGCAAUCUAUGCUUAAAAUAACAAACCUCACAAAGAAGUUUCAAAGUAACCUCACGAAAAACGAAAUUGAAUACCUUACGAACUUUGAAGUUAAAACUAGCCAUUUUUAUGGUCUUCCCAAAAUACACAAAUGUAAAGAAAUCCAGAAAAAUGUCAAGAAAUGUAAUUCUACGUACAUAAAACUUCCUAGACCAAAUGAUCUUAAACUGAGGCCCAUCAUUGCAGGACCUACAUCUAGUACACAAAGAUUAAGUAAUCUGCUAGAUAUAAUCUUAAAACCACUGUGCACCAAAGUGACCAGUUAUGUUCGUGAUGAUAUGGAUUUCCUUAAUUAUAUUCCACAAACAGUACCAAGAGAUACACUGCUUGUUAGUUUUGAUGUUACCAGCUUAUAUACUAAUAUUACGCAUGAUUUAGGAAUUGAGGCAAUCAAAUAUUGGUUGGAUAAAUAUCCGGAAGAAAUCGACGAUAGAUUUCCCGCAAACGUCAUCUUAGAAGGACUUAGAAUUGUACUAGAGAAUAAUAAUUUUCUUUUUGAUGACGAAAAUUAUCUACAAAUCAAAGGUACUGCCAUGGGCACCAAAGUCGCCCCUACAUAUGCUUGUUUAGUUAUGGGAUUUCUAGAAGAAAAACUUUACACUAUUUUACCGGAAACCUUUGAUCUGGACUUUACGCAGUACAUUAAAGAGAAUUGGAAAAGGUACUUGGAUGAUUGCUUCAUCUUUUGGACAAGGAGUGAAGAGGAUCUUAAAAAAUUCCAUUCGGUCAUUAAUGAAUUACACGAUUCAAUAAAUUUCACAAAUGACAUGAAUCGUGAUUCACUUCCUUUUCUAGAUAUACUCAUAAUAAAAAACGGAGAAGAUAUUUCUACAGACCUAUUCUGUGAAGAAACAGAUACUCACCAAUACUUGGACUUUCGUUCCUGCCAUCCGUCACAUACAAAAAGGAACAUUCCAUACAAUAUGGCCAGACGUAUUUGUACCAUUGUGACCGAGCCUACUCUACGCUUGAAAAGACUCCAAGAAUUAAAACAACACCUGAGGCGACAAAACUAUCCAAUAAACCUUAUUGAGGACGGAAUCAACCGGGCAAAAGACAUACCAAUAACCAAAUUAAGAAAAAGUCGCCAUCCAGAGGAAAACGACGUAGAGAACAUCCCAUUUGUGAUUACUCAUAACCCACGUAACCACAAUAUUCUAAAUUCAGCGAAACGAUUUUUUCCAAUAUUAGAACAAUCUGAAAACAUGAAAAAUCUUCUGGACAAAUCGUCAAUAAUUAACAGCAGAAGACAAGCACCAAACCUGAGGCGGAUUUUAACCAAAGCGAAAUUUUCCUCUAGCAACCAGAGAGUCGUCAAAAAGUGUGGUGACCCCCGAUGUGGAACGUGUGAUUUCAUUCAGGAGGGCGAACAUAUUACACUUAAAAACGGGAAAAUUUUAAAAACAAAUACCAGUAUGAAUUGUAAAUCUUCAAAUUUGAUUUACUGUGCAAUAUGCCAUACCUGUGGAGAACAUUAUAUAGGGCAGACAAAUCAACUCAACGCACGAGUUAGGGUUCACAAACAACAUAUAAGGGACGAAACUGUCAGAUGCACCCCAUGUUCAGAACAUUUUGCUGAUUGUGGUAAAGGAAAAUUUAAGAUUUUCCCGUUCUACAAAAUGUGGACAUCGGAUGAAAGCGCCCGUGUAACCAAAGAGGACUAUUUUAUAAGACUGUUUAAUCCAAAACUAAAUCGCAAAUGA